Messenger RNA from Hydra vulgaris (swiftwater hydra), 1529 nucleotides. RefSeq names its product glucose-6-phosphate exchanger SLC37A1. Gene Ontology annotation, cellular component: membrane. Gene Ontology annotation, molecular function: transmembrane transporter activity. Lineage: Eukaryota; Metazoa; Cnidaria; Hydrozoa; Anthoathecata; Hydridae. The record is from RefSeq and is a predicted model, not a curated record. Gene Ontology annotation, biological process: transmembrane transport.
ACACAAAAAAGAACUCUACGUUGAAUUUGUGUUAAUAAGCUAAGUUUAACUGAUACAUGCUUCAUAUUAAAAAAGAUGACAAGGCUAAGAAACUUUCAGUACUUAAGUUUUUGUGUCACUUGGAUUGCAUAUGCUUCUUCGUAUUUAUUAAGAAAACCAUUAGGGGUGGUAAAAAGUGAUCUUCAGACUUCUUACAAUCUUUCCAAAACAGAUCUUGGAUGGCUAGAUACUUGCUUUCUCUUGCCAUAUGCUCUUAUGCAGAUACUUUUAGGGAAUUUGGGCGACAAGUAUAGCGCAAGACUCAUUUUGUCUAGUUGCUUGGCAAUAUCAUCUUUUUCUAUGGUCACUUUUGGCUAUUGGAAUAAAAUGCUUGUGAUGGGUGUACUUCUUUUUUUAAAUGGCAGUGCUCAGGCAUGCUUAUGGCCAAACUGUGUUAAAGGAUUGUCCAAUUGGUACAAUGAUGAACAGAGAGCUACUUUAUUUGGAGUGUGGGGUACAUGUUGCUUUGCUGGUGGAAUAUUUGGCACUGUAUUAGCUGUACAUUUGCAGAAUAUUUACACACCUGAUUUAAGCAUGGUGUUUGCCAUACCCUCAGUUAUUGUAUUAAUUGUUGCAGUUCUUGUAUAUUUGUCACUCAGAACACCAUGUGAAAUGAAUUUAGUUGUUGAAGGAAAAGCGCUACCAAAGCAUUUUGGAGAACCAAAAGAAAAACUGCAGUUAAAUUUAUUUCAGAUUUGGAACAUUAAAAUGGUUGCAGAACUAUCUUGGACAAUGUUUGGAAUGAAACUAGUUCGAUACUGCUUAUACAUGUGGUUACCAAUGUACUUGAAUCAAAAUUUAAAAUACAGCGUAUCAAUGGCUGGUAUGUUAAGUACUGCUUAUGAUAUCGGAGGUGUUGCUGGUUCAGCACUGAUUGGUGUUUUUAUUGACAGAGUGAUGGGAGGUCGCACGUAUUGGGGAGUUGUCUUAGCCCUUGUCAGCAGUGCUAUAUCCCUAUUAGCAUUUCAGAUUACCAGCUCGUGGGGUUUACUAUUUAAUUUUGUACUACUCUUCUUAGUCGGGGCAUUUAGUUGUGGCCCGGAUUCGACAGUUUCUGGAACAUUAGCCUGCGAAGCAGGUGAAAGAGAAAACGCACAGUCAGCAGUUUCUGGAAUAAUCAAUGGAUUUGGUAGUCUAGGAACAGUUCUUGAAGGGCCUAUUGUAGCUUUAAUAGCGACAAGUUUUGGUUGGAAUGGAACAUUUUAUGCCAUGAUUCUACUUACUUUAGUUGGUGUAAUUGCUAUGGCAAAAGCUGCCAUUAUGAACGACAAAGUUAGACAAAACACUACGAAUCUGAUAUAGGUAUCACAUUUUGACGUAUCAACGAUUGUGUUAAAUAAAGCCGCAAGAUGAGAGUAAUAAAUACCAACAUUCUAUACUUUUCUAAUGUAAGGUUAAGGUGGUCUUUGACUUGAACAGAACAAUCACUCCAAUCUUAAAUGUAAUCAUUGAAAAUCUUUAAUACUAUUUUCUUGCGGUCCGGCACAUGU